Messenger RNA from Apodemus sylvaticus (European woodmouse), 2078 nucleotides. It is a transcript of the gene Btnl9, whose product is annotated as butyrophilin like 9. The record is from RefSeq and is a predicted model, not a curated record. Gene Ontology annotation, cellular component: external side of plasma membrane. NCBI's taxonomy places the organism in Eukaryota, Metazoa, Chordata, Mammalia, Rodentia, Muridae. Bases 188 to 1798 code for a protein of 536 amino acids. The transcript is spliced from 10 exons. Gene Ontology annotation, molecular function: signaling receptor binding. Gene Ontology annotation, biological process: T cell receptor signaling pathway; regulation of cytokine production.
AGGUGAGUGAGUAAUUCUGUCACCAGUGAGCUGCAUCCCCUUCCUGAACUCAGCUGCCAGCCCACAUCUCAAGCAUCUUAGCAUCGGGGACCAACACUUCACAAUUUCCCCCAUCAGAGGGAGGUGAGAUUGCCUGUACCACUUGGAUCUUCUUCUGUUACCUGGAAGGGGGCCCUCGCCGCUGACAAUGGCAGAUUUCUCAGUAUUUCUGGGAUUUCUGAAGCAAGUACCUUGGUGCCACAACAUCUUCUUCUCCUGCCUUCUCUUCCUUCAGCUGUGGGAGGUCAACUCAGAUGAGCUCUGGGUGCUGGGCCCUGAAGAGUCCAUUUUGGCCCGCGUCGGGGAAGCGGUGGAGUUCCCAUGUCGCUUAUCAUCAUAUCAGGACGCAGAACACAUGGAAAUCCGCUGGUUCCGGACUCAGGUCUCCAACGUGGUGUACCUGUACCAGGAGCCGCAGGGGCGCUCCAGCCAGCAGAUGGCGCAGUUCCGAAACAGGACCUUAUUUGAAGCUUAUGACAUCGCUGAGGGCAGCGUGAACCUGCACAUCCUUAGCGUGGUUCCCUCCGAUGAGGGCCGAUAUGGGUGCCGCUUUCUUUCUCACAACUUCUCUGGUGAAGCCAUGUGGGAGCUGGAAGUAGCAGGAUCAGGCUCAGACCCACACAUCUCCCUCAAGGGUUUCAACGAAGAAGGCAUUCAGCUGCAGUGCAGUUCCAGUGGCUGGUACCCCAAGCCAAAAGUUGAGUGGAGAGGCCACCAGGGUCAGUGCCUUUCUCCAGAGUCUGAAGCCAUCACCCAGAAUGCCCAGGGUCUGUUCAGUCUGGAGACAUCUGUGAUUGUCCGAGGAGGGGCUCACAGCAAUGUGUCUUGUAUAAUCCAGAACCCCUUGCUGCCCCAGAAGAAAGAGUUCGUGAUCCAGAUUGCAGAUGUGUUCCUACCCAGAACGUCCCCCUGGAAGAAAGCGUUUGUGGGAACCCUGGUGGUCCUGCCGCUCAGUCUGAUUGGGCUCACCGUGCUGGCGCUGCGGUAUUUUUACAAGCAGCGGCGCUUCCAAGACAAACGGCUGAAGCAGGGAGAGAAGGUACGAGAGAAACUUCAGACAGAGCUUGACUGGAGAAGGUCCGAAGGCCAGGCUGAGUGGAGAGCAGCCCAGCAGUAUGCAGUGGACGUGACUUUAGAUCCUGCCACAGCACACCCUAGCCUGGAGGUCUCCAAGGACCGCAAGAGAGUGUCCUCCCGCCUGGGGGUGCCCAGUACCGUAGCAGGCGACCCGCGGCGGUUCUCGGAGCAGACCUGUGUGCUAAGCCUGGAGCGCUUCUCCAGCGGCCGCCACUACUGGGAGGUGCACGUGGGUCGGCGCAGCCGCUGGUUCCUGGGCGCCUGUCUGGAGUCGGUAGAGCGCUCUGGACCCGGGCGCCUGAGCCCGAUGGCCGGCUACUGGGUGAUGGGGCUGUGGAACCGCUGCGAGUACUUCGUGCUGGACCCGCAUCGCGUGGCACUGGCGCUACGAGUGCCUCCCCGGAGGGUGGGAGUUCUGCUGGACUAUGAGGCCGGGAAGCUGUCCUUCUUCAACGUGUCCGAUGGCUCGCACAUCUUCAGCUUCACCGACACUUUCUCCGGGGCACUCUGUGCCUACUUCAGGCCCCGAGCCCACGAUGGCAGCGAACACCCAGAUCCUAUGACCAUCUGCCCUUUGCCAGUUAGAGGGCCACAGGUCCUUGAAGAGAACGACAAUGACAACUGGCUACAGCCCUAUGAGCCCUUGGAUCCGGCCUGGCCUGGUAAUGAGGCAUUGCCGUGACCUCAAGGCCAGGUCCAAGUAUUGUCCUGAACUCCUGGACAGCGCUUUGCUCUCCUUCAGCCAAAGCAUGCAGGGGGUCAAUAGAAAGAGGACAAAGCAAGCAGCUAUACAGACACAUGUAAUAUAAUAUUCUUUAAAUAGGCAAAUGAGAGAUCGUUUGUGUAUAUAGCCCUUUACUCCAUCAUAAAACUAAACUAAUGGCUAUCGUGACUUUCUCCUCUGACAAUACAGUAGAAAAUCCUUUUUAUUUAAACUUCAAAAUAUAUUCAGAACAUGUUCA